Messenger RNA from Cantharellus anzutake, 1692 nucleotides. RefSeq lists its product as uncharacterized. The record is from RefSeq and is a predicted model, not a curated record. The transcript has 13 exons. The coding region runs from base 1 to 1692 and encodes 563 amino acids. NCBI's taxonomy places the organism in Eukaryota, Fungi, Basidiomycota, Agaricomycetes, Cantharellales, Hydnaceae.
AUGCCUUCCGUACGCCUCAAAAAGGCUUACUCAACACUCCCUCUCUCAUCAGCAGAGGCGGACAAUAGCCCCGUAGAAUCCAGCGGUCGUUCGGGCCAUCUGCAAACGCCUAAAAAAAACUUUGCAUCACUAUUUCGCCCUGGCUCUACUGAUGGCCUCCACAUUGCUCCCGCUGGACCCUCGCACUCCCGGCCUGGGCAAGCUUCCCUGGAGCCCAGCAACGCAGAUCGUCAUAUCUCCAAUGCUUGGAUCAACAGCCGCGAUUCUGACCCAAAUUUGGAUCAGUAUACUCGUUCUAGUUGGUUUUCCAACAAUUUGGCACGUAGGAGGCGCCAGACUGUAUCCCAGCGUUCAAGAGCGCAAUCCACAUCUCAUGACGAACAACAGCAGCCCCUCCCGACAUCAGGGGGGAUUGACAUUGCUUGUCGUGUCGAAGCAUCUGCUGUUUCUCAACAUGUCCGAAGCAAUGCGGGACCAGAUAGGCCCACAGAUGAAGAAAUGUCUCAUGAACAUCAUCCGCCCAGUCCCCAUUUUCAAGACCAUGAUUAUGAAUCAUCUGACUACACGACGGAUGGAAGCGAAGUCGAUGAGGAGGAACACCAUCUAGAUGAGGUUGUAGAACAUCUGGAUGUUAUCGAUCCCCAAGUCGCCGUCAUAUCCCAUCUUUCGAACGCCGCGAAUUCCAUCAUUAUCCCACGCCUUCCAUUAUAUUCGCGGCGCCCAGUUGUCACCCUCCCCACCUUAACGCCCAGUGCUACCACGGACAGCUUGCCCAUAAAGGAAUCAGUCCAUGCAGAUGCUGAGGCAGAGAAAAGGCGGCUCUUCAAGAGACAUAGGAAGAACGAGGUCGAGCUGAAUGCUCACGUCGAGCACGUCCUCAAGCGACGCGCAAAAUUUCGAAGAGCACUCAAAGCUGCGGGGAUCGUCACUGGAAUUUACAGCUUCUUAUGCGCGUUUUGGGGCGCUGCUAUUGUCUUGUUCCUCGUUAAAUGGAUCAAUCUGCACAACACCCAACACCAGAAGUUCUGGAUUGAACUUAGCAGUCAAAUAGAGAACGCUUUGUUCACGCUGACAGGCAUUGGACUGCUGCCAUGGAGGGUCGUGGAUACGUAUCUUAUCCUGAAAAUUUGGCAUUACAAGCGAUUAGACGCGAAGCUGCGCCGACAACAAAGCCUGCCCCCUCUGGAGAACGAAGAUGACUUGCCUGAUCCUGAUUUGGAUCCCAAUUUUAGGCAUGUAUUAACCGAGAGCCAACAAAGAGAUCUGAGACGACAACAGAAGAGGUUUCAGAAAAGUCAAACAUGGUAUCGCCCACAUGCGACCGACACCCACCGCGCAUUCCCAAUAACCACAGCGCUUUGGAUUUGCCUUCUCGUGGAUGGCAAUUCGUUUUUCCAAUGUUUCCUCUGUGGAUGCAUGUGGGGUUUAAACAGGUACAACCGGCCAGCUUGGACCACUGGUUUAUUAAUCCCUGCAUCAUUCUUGUGUGCAAUCGCUGCAGGAAUCAUCAUUGCCAAAGGUGGCAGCAAAACGAAGAAAACUGCGGAAGUGCAUGCACGUCUACUUGAUGCGUUGCAAGAGGCACAGAAAAGACCUCUUGUAGUGGAACCGGCUGAUCUCAAAGAUGAUGAUAUCUCUCGCCCAUCGAAGGGACAGCCAACGACCUUAACGACAUUUGGGGGACACAUAUGA